Molecule: messenger RNA, 300 nt
Organism: Protopolystoma xenopodis
Lineage: Eukaryota; Metazoa; Platyhelminthes; Monogenea; Polystomatidea; Polystomatidae
Source: the annotation of a GenBank genome assembly
AUGCCAGUCCAAAUGCUACAGCUAUUCCACCUUGUUGCAAUUGGCCCAAGUGAACAACCGUCUGGUACGCCUGUUUCUCUUCGCCUCGACGCCGCCUCCUGCACUAUGCACUCGACUGCAUUGACUGUCCAAACGGCCACAUCUCUUCUCGCUUUUCGCUUUUUCGCUUUUUCGCUUUUUCACGUUUUUCCCUCCUCCCCUCACCUCACCCUGUCAGCCUGCGAAUGCUCCAAUUAUCGGACUCGGAGCCACGCUGUCCUGGCCGGCCUGGUACCAACAACCCCUGGACAGCUGGCCUAA